Aspergillus nomiae NRRL 13137 is the source of this 1035-nucleotide messenger RNA. RefSeq lists its product as uncharacterized. The annotation marks the transcript as partial. The transcript is spliced from 2 exons. The record is from RefSeq and is a predicted model, not a curated record. NCBI's taxonomy places the organism in Eukaryota, Fungi, Ascomycota, Eurotiomycetes, Eurotiales, Aspergillaceae.
AAUCUUAUAUAGCAUUGCUAUCGUACUGCUCAGCCUGUCUAAAUCAGAUCAUUCGAAACAGAGAUCUCCGAUACUACGAUUCCCAACAGUUCAAACUACUUCCAGUUCCCAUCUACAGCUCUCGAACUUAUUCGCAUUUUUCACAUACAUCUAUCAUCAUGGAUCUUCAAGGACAGCCCAUCGGUCAAGGCCCUCGCAGCACCAAGGUCACCACUGAUCCUGAAGCCUACCGCAACCCCAUCCAGGAAUCCUCUGGACCUGUGUCCGGGGACUCUCUCGCUGCCGAAUCUGCCACCAAGGGUGGCGUCUACUCUCAAAACCGUGGUGCCCAACCUCUCGGGGUGACUGGCCAGCAGUCUACCCUGAACACCAAGGACACAUCCGCUGCCUCCGAGCUGCCAUCAGCUCCAGUCGGUGCUGCUCGAGAGAACCUCAACAGACAGGAGAAGUACCCCGAAGGUCUCGGUGGCCAAGGUGACUUCCCUGGCACCCAUCUUCCAACCUCCGGCUACGUUGGUGGCCCUACUGGUUCCAAGCAGCAGCAAGGAACCCAACAGCAGUCCAAUGCCUCUCAGAACCAGCAGCGUGGCACAGCCAAUGCUAGCGGCAGUGGUUACCAGACCCGGUCCAAGACUGGCGCCGCACCAUCAUAUGCCGAGGAUGUGGUCGGUGACUUCAGUAGCAAGAAGCCCCACGGCAAGAACCUGAAAGAGGGCGGUUUCGACGACAGCAACAACGCGAGCUUCACCACCGAUAUUGGCGGCGAGAACGACCCUGGCCGUCUCGCCACGAAGGGCUUGCAGCAUAGGCAGGCAGAAUCUGGACCUACCGCCACACCGGCUGGCCGGGAGCAAAAGGGUGUUGACAACCAGCACUGGUACCAGCCUCUGCAGUCUGACCAGCGCGCUUAAUUGAAUAAUGAUUAUGACGGACAAAAUGAAAAGCUCAUGAGCGGGUAUCCUGUGUUAUUUUCAUCUUUAGCCUGUAGAAACGGCCAUGUAUUAUAGAUAAUAUGAAAGAAAACAAUCAUCAAAA